Messenger RNA from Daktulosphaira vitifoliae (grape phylloxera), 974 nucleotides. RefSeq names its product muscle-specific protein 300 kDa-like. The record is from RefSeq and is a predicted model, not a curated record. The transcript is spliced from 3 exons. Gene Ontology annotation, cellular component: meiotic nuclear membrane microtubule tethering complex; nuclear outer membrane; cytoplasm. Gene Ontology annotation, molecular function: actin filament binding. The annotation marks the transcript as partial. NCBI's taxonomy places the organism in Eukaryota, Metazoa, Arthropoda, Insecta, Hemiptera, Phylloxeridae. Gene Ontology annotation, biological process: nuclear migration.
AUGCAUUAUUAUUUCAGGAGGUUCGCGGUGAAUACGAAAAAGAAAACAAAAAUAUCACAACUUUAAUUGAAAAAUUACAUAAAAAAGAAAAGAAACGAUUAUUAAAUGAAUUUAUUGAUAGUGAUCUAAAACAAUGGAAUGUAAUAGGAGUAGAACUAAAAGAUUCAAUCGAAUCUUUCAUAAAGGCAUCAAAACAAUUACAAAGUUAUCAUAAUUUAAAGGAUUCAACGAAUGAUUGGCUUAAAAGUAAGAUCGAAUCGCUUGAAACGUCGGAUGAUGUUUCUGGUGACACAACGAAAUGUUUUGAAAAACAAAAACAAAUUAUUGAAGAAUUACGUAAUAUGAUAACAAAUAUUAGUGAAACGAUUGGUCUUAGUUCAGACGACAUACCAUUAACUGUUGAAGUAGAAGAACUAAACGUGAAACUUGAAAAAGUUCAAAAGAUUAUUAUCGCACUAGGAGACGUUUCAGACAAAAAAAAUAAGAUUUCACACGAUGUCGAACAUGCAAAGCAGCUCUUGCACGAUAUUGAAAAAAGUUCAACAAAAAAUAUAGAAAUAAACAAUGAAAGUCUUGAGGAAUUAAGAACCAAGCUAAUGAAUUUAAGCGACUCUAAAAAAGCUAUAGACAAAUCUUUAGAUCGAGAUAUUUUUGACACUCCUUUAAAUGUAAUACGAUCAAACUCAAUAGUAGAAGUAUUCCAGCAUUGGCAACAAAUAUUCAAAGAGACUUUUGAGCAAUACCGUAGACUUUCAUGCUCUUUACUAGAAAACGAAAAUAAUAACUCAGUACUAGAGUUAUGGCACGAUUAUCUUAUGUAUGUACAAGAGUUUUUAAAUUCUCCUAUGCCUGGUGACUAUCACUCAUUAACUAACCAUGAACGACUUUGCCAAGUNACAUUAACUAACCAUGAACGACUUUGCCAAGUUCAUCAAGAAGUUCUCAACAGUCAACUUGAUAACUUAACAACAUUU